AUGAUCACUACGAACGGCGUCAGUGAGAACCAUGAAACAAGUAACCAAAUUGAGUACUGUACAAAUCCCAGUACUGGGAGACCUGCAGAAGAAAAAAAUAAUUCUGUGGAAAACAAUAAACCAAGGAGAAGGCGAGCGGCAAGAAGGAAAAUUAGUGAUGCUCGCCGCCAAGAACUCGAAAAAGCUCAGAAAACAGCACGAAGAGUAAAAGCGGAGGAAGAGGAGGCGAAAAAAAAACGUGAAGAAGAGAACAAGAAGAAGGCUAAGGAGGCCGAGGAGCAUAAGAAGCAGCUGGAAGAAGAGCUGCUUGCCGCACAAAAGAAGCGUGAAGAAGAAGAGCGCCGCAAGGCUGAACUGGCGCAAAAGCGGCGUGAAGAGGCAAAGGCACGCAGGGAGAAGCUUCAGCAAUUGCAGGAGGAGCGAAGGAAGGUCAAAGAGGAUGUACGUGAUGAAAGCGCCCAGCUGCUGGAACAAACUCGUCGUGAGGAUACCGAGAAGAAGAAGGCUCUGAUUGAAAAGCUGAAGAAGGAUGAGGAGGAGAUCGCGAAACGGCGCGAAGAAGAAAACGCAAGGAAGGCUAAGGAGGCUGAAGAGCAGAAGAAGCAGCUGGAAGAAGAGCUGCUUGCCGCACAAAAGAAACGUGAGGAAGAAGAGCGCCGCAAGGCUGAGCAGGUUCGAGAGCAGCGUGAUUCGCAGAAGAAGCGGCUCGAAGAAGUUAAGAAAAAUUUGGAGGAGGAGCGAAGGAAAGCAGCGGACGGUUUGUGGGAGUAG
This is a messenger RNA of Trypanosoma theileri, 771 nucleotides long. Its product is annotated as trichohyalin. NCBI's taxonomy places the organism in Eukaryota, Euglenozoa, Kinetoplastea, Trypanosomatida, Trypanosomatidae. The coding region runs from base 1 to 771 and encodes 256 amino acids. The record is from RefSeq and is a predicted model, not a curated record. The transcript has a single exon.